AUGACAACCAAAUACACAACAGAUACAAGAGCCGGGGGUCGAGCCAGAGUCCACAGUCAGGAGCCAGAGAUAGACCAGACAUUUCAGAGUUCCAUUUUAAGAAAAAAAUAUAUCAGGUCACGUGUUGUCAGACUGAGCCCCGACCCUGGCGGAGUGGUGGCACAGGUUGUGCUCACGUUCCUUUUCUCUGCCACUGAUAACAAAGCAGCAUUUCUGGGAAAAAUCGAUAGUGUCCUACAGAAGAAACUAAGUAAAUAUUCUGGGCCUGUGCGAAUAGAUCUUGCAUCUUCUACCAUCUCAGAUAUGAGGCCCGAGAGAGCUGAAACCCUCUUCAGGGACUUCUGCGGGUUACGACAGAAUAGAUCAGCAAAAUCAAAAUCAUCAUCAACAUCAGAAAGAGUAGUCGGAGGGUUGGCUUCUGCAGAGCUUGGGGAUUGGCCGUGGCAAGCGAGUUUACGGCAGAACAACAUCCACCGUUGCGGUGCAACGCUGAUCAGCAACACGUGGCUUCUGUCUGCAGCUCACUGCUUUAGAAAAGCAAAUAACCCACGUAUAUGGACAGUUACCUUUGGAACUCUUUUAAGACCUUCAAGAAUGAAACGCUUUGUCAAAGCUAUUAUUGUCCAUGAAAAGUACCGUUAUCCAGCACACAACUAUGAUAUAGCUGUCGUGAAACUCUCGAAAGGAGUUGAUUUUACGAAUGUUGUACAUCGCGUCUGUCUGCCAGAUCCAUCUCAGAUUUUCCCAUAUAAUUCUGACGCUAUCAUCACAGGCUGGGGAGCACUGAGCGACGAUGGCCCGAGUCCUAAUGUUCUCCGGGAAGCAACAGUGAAACUCAUAGACUCAAACACUUGCAAUAGGAGAGAAGUGUACGAUGGGCUCAUCACACCUGGGAUGUUGUGUGCUGGAUACUUGGAAGGAGGAGUAGAUGCCUGUCAGGGUGACUCUGGUGGCCCACUGGUUAGUCCGGAUUCUAGAGGAAUGUGGUACCUCGUGGGAGUAGUGAGCUGGGGAGAUGAAUGUGCUAAACCAAAUAAGCCGGGAGUCUACACACGAGUGACUUACUAUCGCGACUGGAUCGCCUCAAAAACUGGCCUGUAAUGCAGCAGAAGUCACAACUGGACUAAGCUACACAGGCUGCAUGGAGGCCAUGCUCGUCUGUAACUCUACAAGGUGUCAUUUAAUCCAUAUAUCCCUGCGUCAAUUCCUGUCCAAAGCAAGCACUAGCUUCGCUGCUGGAGAUGCCAUAACCCCUUUGAAUUCACACUGAAUGUGUGAGAUCACCUGCCUCCUCUCCAAGCUCCGAAUCACUCUGGCCUAUUAGAGGAGAGGAAAACAUUCCAUCAGAAUGAAAAAAGCUACUGAUUUAUUUAUUGUACUAGUUAAAAAGUGUAUGUACUUCUCCCAGGAGAGUUACCUGCCCCAAGGUCCGAUGAUUCCCUCAGCCUUGGUACUCUCCUCCUCCUCCUCCACUGGGGCCUAAAGUCUUAGCCACUUUUAUUCUAGCCUGGCAAGCCUGGACAGCUCCUCCUUUCAGAGCCUGUCAGCACAGUCCGCCAGUUACAGGACACUGGUUGCAAUUAAGACUCAGGGCAUUUCCCUCCUGUUGCUGAUAGCAUGGUCUCCCCCACUGCUCCAGAACAUGGAAUGAGGACUAGAAAUAAACCAGAGUAUAUAGCCGGGGUCUCAAACUCAAAUGACCAUGAGGGCCACAUGAGGGCUAGUACAUUGGCCCGAGGGCAGCAUUAC
Molecule: messenger RNA, 1749 nt
Organism: Mauremys reevesii (Reeves's turtle)
Lineage: Eukaryota; Metazoa; Chordata; Testudines; Geoemydidae
Product: transmembrane protease serine 11C-like
Exons: 8
Coding region: 1-1101 (366 amino acids)
Biological process (GO): proteolysis
Molecular function (GO): serine-type endopeptidase activity
Source: RefSeq, a predicted model, not a curated record